Messenger RNA from Aplysia californica (California sea hare), 3043 nucleotides. Its product is annotated as general transcription and DNA repair factor IIH helicase subunit XPD. NCBI's taxonomy places the organism in Eukaryota, Metazoa, Mollusca, Gastropoda, Aplysiida, Aplysiidae. Gene Ontology annotation, biological process: positive regulation of mitotic recombination; nucleotide-excision repair; transcription by RNA polymerase II. Gene Ontology annotation, cellular component: nucleus. Gene Ontology annotation, molecular function: damaged DNA binding; ATP binding; hydrolase activity, acting on acid anhydrides, in phosphorus-containing anhydrides. The transcript has 24 exons. The coding region runs from base 150 to 2354 and encodes 734 amino acids. The record is from RefSeq and is a predicted model, not a curated record.
CCGGUUGAGAAAAACGAAAGUGCUGAAGUUUCGAUAUUGAAUACAGUCCAUGCAAAAAGAGUGUGUUGGUCUUUGAUCUGAUUCCAAAAGCUGCUUUGGUGUCCUGCAUUAUUUUGCUUUCGUAAGCGAAAGAAAAUAAAAAUUGGACAAUGAAGCUCAAUGUUGAUGGCCUACUUGUUUACUUCCCGUAUGACUAUAUCUACCCGGAGCAGUUCCUGUACAUGCAGGAACUAAAGAAAGCUCUCGAUGCUAAGGGUCAUUGUGUGCUGGAGAUGCCCUCUGGGACAGGGAAGACAGUCUCACUCCUCUCUCUCAUCAUUGCCUACAUGAGGGUGAAUCCAUUGGAUGUUACGAAAAUGAUCUAUUGUUCCCGUACAGUUCCUGAAUUGGAAAAGGUUGUGGAGGAGAUGCGAGGUCUGAUAGAUUACUACAUACAGGAGACAGGGGAGGUGCCCAACUUUGUGGGUCUGGCUCUCAGCUCCAGGAAAAACAUGUGUGUCCACCCAGAGGUGAGCCAAGAGAGAGAUGGAAAAGUUGUAGACGGCCGAUGCCAUCAGCUGACAGCGUCUUUUGUUCGCAACCGGCACAAGACCAACUCCAAUGUGCCAAUCUGCGACUUCUAUGAGAACUUUGAUGCCCAUGGUCGCGAGACACCUUUGGCUCCUGGCGUUUAUGGACUUGAUGAUCUACGCCAGUUAGGCCGACAGGCUGGAUGGUGCCCUUACUUUCUUGCCAGACAUGCCAUGGGUCAAGCUCACGUGAUUGUGUACAGCUACUACUAUCUUCUUGAUCCCAAAAUCGCAGAGAUGGUGUCGAAGGAACUCUCAAAGCAGUCGGUUGUUGUGUUUGAUGAGGCUCACAAUAUAGACAAUGUAUGUGUUGAAUCAAUGAGUGUGAAGAUCACCCGUCGAACAAUUGAUAAAUGCAACCAGAACAUAGAUGACUUGAGCAAACAGAUUAAAAGAUUACUCAACAGCCAGCGAAGUUUCUACAAUGGUUCAGCUUUCCUUGUCGUGCAAAAGGCCAUUCCUGGAAAUAUUCGCAAUGCAGAACACUUUGUAGGGUUCAUGAAGCGUUUUGUGGAAUAUCUCAAGACGCGGUUACGAGUGAUGCAUGUGGUGUCUGAGAGUCCCCCGUCCUUCCUCAAAGACUGCCAGUCCAAAGUCUGCAUCGAUCGAAAGCCACUCAGGUUCUGUUCAGAACGGCUCCAAUCCUUGUUGCGUACACUCGAGCUGGCAGACAUAAAGGACUACUCAUCCCUGUCCUUAGUGGCAAACUUUGCUACUCUCAUCAGUACUUACACAAAAGGAUUUUCAUUGAUCAUUGAGCCAUUUGAUGACCGUACUCCCACCAUCUCAAACCCCAUCAUGAAUUUCAGCUGCCUAGAUGCCACGAUCGCUGUCAAACCAAUAUUUGAUCGCUUUCAGACUGUUGUUGUUACAUCAGGGACACUUUCACCUCUGGACAUGUACCCCAAGAUCCUGGACUUCCAGCCCGUCACCAUGGCAACAUUCACCAUGACAUUGGCUAGACCCUGCAUCUGCCCCAUGAUUGUCAGCAAGGGCAAUGACCAAGUGGCUAUGAGCUCAAAGUUUGAGACGAGAGAAGAUAUAGCCGUGACCCGUAACUAUGGAAACCUGCUUGUGGAUAUGGUGACCGUAGUUCCUGAUGGUGUUGUUUGCUUCUUCACCAGCUAUAUAUACAUGGAAACAAUUGUGGCUGCUUGGUAUGAACAGGGCAUCAUUGACCAGAUUCUGAAGCACAAGCUUCUGUUCAUUGAGACCCAGGAUGCGGCGGAAACGUCUCUGGCUUUGCUCAAUUACCAGAAGGCGUGUGAGAACGGGCGUGGAGCAGUCCUGCUGUCAGUCGCCAGGGGAAAAGUCUCUGAGGGCAUUGACUUUGACCAUCACUAUGGGCGAGCAGUCAUUAUGUUCGGAGUUCCUUACGUGUACACACAGAGCAGGAUACUCAAGGCCCGGCUGGAGUACCUGCGCGAUCAGUACCAGAUCCGAGAGAAUGACUUCCUUACAUUUGAUGCCAUGAGGCAUGCAGCACAGUGUGUGGGCCGAGCCCUUAGGGGCAAGACGGACUACGGAGUCAUGGUCUUUGCAGACAAGAGAUUUGCAAGGGCUGACAAACGAGGGAAGAUUCCACGAUGGAUUCAAGAGCACUUGACGGACAAUUUGUGCAACCUGUCAACUGAUGAAGCGAUUCAAAUCUCCAAAAGAUUUCUCAGACAGAUGGCACAGCCUUUCAGUAGGAAAGAUCAGCUGGGUUUGUCUCUGCUGACAUUGGAGCAACUGCAGUCAGAGGAGAUGCAGAAAAAGAUUGAGACUAAAAUGCAACAUGUCUAACUGAACGCUGCAAAUUGUGUUCAGUAUGAUAUGAAAUUCAUCGUUCAUUCAUUUUUAUGAUUUUCUUUUAUAUCAUGGUGAUGAUAUAGACAUUACAUUUAAUGUUACAUGAAGAUUGCCAGGCCCAUUCUUUUAUACUACUCCCCUUCCCCCACUUCCUUUUCCCUUCCCCAACCAUUUCACAUCUCUGUUUCUUUUUCAAGGUUGAUGAUGAUUACUUUCAUGAAACUUUGUUCCUUUUUUUCAACAUUUGUUCUGGUGAAAAUAUGUGAUUGUUUCUUGAGCUUUGUGACAAAUGAUGACUUUUUUAAAAGUUGCACUUUACACCCGUGAAUUUGUCUAUACAUUUUCGUCUUAGAUCGAUUUUGUUUUUUUCUGUCUCUGUUUUCAUUGUAUUUAAAUGCAAUACGUGACCUUGACAGCGUAGGUCUGUUUAAGACUUUAGAGUCGAGGUAUUGAGUACACCCUAGAUGGCCUUCUGGUCUGGUAAUUCUUCUGUUAUGUGCAUUUAUUAUUUGUCAUCAUGCAAUCUAUCAGGUUGUUUAGGUUGCUGAAUCUCUUUUCACCUGUGUUCAAGCCUUUUUGUAGUUUUGUUCGCUUUUUUAGAAUGUUGUAGGCUACUUUCAAUUGAAAUAUAUGUGAAUGGUUCUUUUGUUUUGAAACAUUGAAUAAAAAGUCUGAAAAUCAGU